Molecule: messenger RNA, 1065 nt
Organism: Cadophora gregata
Lineage: Eukaryota; Fungi; Ascomycota; Leotiomycetes; Helotiales; Ploettnerulaceae
Exons: 2
Coding region: 151-912 (253 amino acids)
Source: RefSeq, a predicted model, not a curated record
ACUGACGUAGAGGGAGCGAGGAACAAGGAGCCAUCAGAUUUGGAGAAGAUUGUGAAGAGGUAUUGAUGCUCGAGAUUGAGGUUUUCUUUAUUAUUACUUCCAACCAUACGUUUAGAAAGCAUCAAAUCUAGAAAACAUCCAAUCAUCAACAUGCCUCCCUCUGGCCUUGCAAUCAUUAUUGGAGCCGGUCCAAACACUGGAACCGGCAUCGCCAGAAUCCUCUCACACCCAAAGCAUGGCAACCUCGCCGUAGCCCUCCUCGCUCGUCGCCAAGAAGGUCUCAACAGCGUACGAUCCAACCUCAAAGAAACCUCUCCAGGCAGCAUAGUCGAGACAUUCCCCACCGACACCUCACCCGACAAUCUUAAACAGGCCUUCCAAUCUAUUAAGUCACACUCCUCAUUCAAAGACCUGAAGCUAAAGGUGGCUGUUUAUUCCGUCAAGCACUCCAGCAAGAAACCCUUCAUGAACGAAACGUAUGAAGAGUUCACGGAAAGUCUGGAGCAAUAUGUGGGAGGAGCUUUCACGUUCGCCCAGGAGUCGCUGAAAAUGUUUUUUGAACACCACGGCGAGGCGCCACUUUCUGAGACAUGGGAGAAAAAGGGGACUCUAAUUUUCACUGGGACGCUGGGUGCGUUGAGAUGCAGUGCAGAGUUUGCAGCGUACGGAGCGGGGAGGUCCAGUGUCAGACAGUUAGCGCAGACUUUGGCGAGGGAGAUGAGUGCCAAGGGCAUUCAUGUCGUCCAUACUAUUGCCAAUGGUGCGAUUGAGGACAAAAAUGGCGAGGAUCAGAGAAUCGGGAAGAAGAUGAGUGCAGAUGCUGUUGGAAAGACGUAUUUGUGGCUUUCUCAACAGGAGCCGGAGCUCUGGACUCAUGAAUUGGACUUGCGGCCGGCUGCUGAGAAGUUUUAGGGCAAUAAAAGGUUGACGAGGGAGCAUCUAUCUGUCUCUGUAACUGUACAUCUCAGAGGUCGACCUUUCGUGUGUAGUUUCUGCCAUUCCAAAACAGCAGAACUGUGCUGCAUGAGUGGUGAUUUGAUGUCAUCAUAUGGUAGCUCAGAACUU